Budorcas taxicolor (takin) is the source of this 3651-nucleotide messenger RNA. RefSeq names its product syntaxin binding protein 5L (gene STXBP5L). Gene Ontology annotation, cellular component: SNARE complex; cytoplasm; plasma membrane. The coding region runs from base 1 to 3651 and encodes 1216 amino acids. The record is from RefSeq and is a predicted model, not a curated record. Gene Ontology annotation, molecular function: syntaxin binding; GTPase activator activity; myosin II binding. The transcript has 28 exons. NCBI's taxonomy places the organism in Eukaryota, Metazoa, Chordata, Mammalia, Artiodactyla, Bovidae. Gene Ontology annotation, biological process: regulation of protein secretion; regulation of exocytosis.
AUGAAGAAGUUUAAUUUCCGAAAAGUUUUGGAUGGCUUAACGGCCUCAUCCCCUGGCAGUGGCAGCGGCAGUGGCAGUAACAGUGGUGGCGGGGCUGGAAGUGGUUCCACACAUCAGGCAGGGACUGCAGGGAUUCUCAGAGAGGAGAUUCAGGAAACCUUGACUUCAGACUAUUUCCAAAUUUGUAAGACAGUUCGGCAUGGUUUUCCUUAUCAGCCCACCACAUUAGCCUUUGAUCCAGUUCAGAAAAUCUUGGCUAUUGGGACGAGAACUGGUGCUAUACGAAUACUUGGAAGACCUGGUGUUGAUUGUUAUUGUCAACAUGAAAGUGGUGCGGCUGUCCUGCAGCUCCAGUUCUUAAUCAAUGAGGGUGCUUUGGUCAGUGCAGGUUCAGAUGAUACACUUCAUUUGUGGAACCUUAGACAAAAAAGGCCAGCUAUUCUUCAUUCUCUCAAAUUUAACAGAGAACGAAUUACUUACUGUCAUCUACCUUUCCAGAGUAAAUGGCUCUAUGUUGGAACAGAAAGAGGAAAUACACAUAUUGUAAAUAUUGAAUCUUUCAUUCUUUCUGGAUAUGUUAUCAUGUGGAACAAGGCAAUUGAACUAUCCACAAAGACUCAUCCAGGUCCAGUUGUGCAUUUAAGUGAUAGUCCAAGAGAUGAAGGGAAAUUGCUAAUAGGUUAUGAAAAUGGUACUGUAGUUUUCUGGGACUUGAAAUCCAAAAGAGCAGAACUGAGAGUUUACUAUGAUGAGGCUAUUCAUUCAAUUGAUUGGCAUCAUGAGGGCAAACAAUUCAUGUGCAGCCAUUCAGAUGGUAGCUUGACUUUAUGGAACCUGAAAAGCCCAAGUCGUCCUUUCCAGACCACAGUUCCACAUGGAAAAAGUCAAAGAGAAGGAAGAAAACCUGAAUCUUGCAAACCAAUUCUUAAAGUAGAAUACAAGACUUGUAGAAACAGUGAACCAUUCAUAAUAUUUUCUGGUGGACUGUCCUAUGACAAAGCUUGCAGAAGACCAAGUUUAACCAUCAUGCAUGGAAAAGCAAUCACAGUGCUUGAAAUGGAUCACCCUAUUGUUGAAUUUCUAACUUUGUGUGAAACACCCUAUCCAAAUGAAUUUCAAGAACCUUAUGCUGUUGCAGUACUUCUGGAGAAAGAUCUCAUUGUAGUUGAUCUGACACAAAGCAACUUUCCAAUCUUUGAAAAUCCAUAUCCCAUGGACAUUCAUGAAUCACCAGUUACGUGCACAGCAUACUUUGCUGACUGCCCACCAGAUUUGAUUCUAGUGCUCUACUCUAUAGGAGUCAAGCAUAAAAAACAAGGAUACAGUAAUAAGGAGUGGCCAAUCAGUGGAGGAGCUUGGAACCUUGGCACACAAACAUAUCCAGAAAUCAUUAUUACUGGGCAUGCAGAUGGAUCAAUCAAGUUUUGGGAUGCAUCUGCAAUAACUCUGCAGAUGCUAUACAAGCUAAAAACUUCAAAAGUGUUUGAAAAACAGAAGGUAGGAGAAGGAAAACAAACAUGUGAGAUUGUAGAGGAAGACCCAUAUGCCAUUCAGAUGAUCUACUGGUGUCCAGAGAGCAGAAUAUUCUGUGUAUCAGGAGUCUCUGCAUAUGUCAUAAUCUAUAAGUUCAGCAGACAUGAAAUUACAACAGAAAUAGUGUCUUUAGAGGUACGACUGCAGUAUGAUAUUGAAGAUAUUAUUACCCCAGAACCAGAAACAAGUCCUCCAUUUCCAGAUCUUUCAUCCCAGCUUCCUUCAAGGAGUCUCUCUGGGAGCACUAACACUGUGGCUAGUGAAGGAGUAACAAAGGACAGUAUCCCAUGCCUCAAUGUUAAAACACGACCAGUGCGGAUGCCUCCGGGAUAUCAAGCAGAACUUGUUAUUCAGUUGGUGUGGGUGGACGGUGAACCUCCACAGCAGAUUACUAGCCUUGCUGUGAGCUCGGCAUAUGGAAUAGUUGCAUUUGGGAACUGCAAUGGGUUGGCUGUGGUGGAUUUUAUACAGAAGACUGUACUGUUAAGCAUGGGGACGAUUGACCUGUAUAGAUCAAGUGACAUAUACCAACGACAACCACGGUCUCCUCGAAAAAACAAGCAGUUCAUUGCAGACAACUUUUGCAUGCGUGGCCUGUCUAACUUUUAUCCUGAUUUAACGAAACGGAUCCGUACUUCCUAUCAGAGCUUAACUGAGUUGAAUGACAGUCCAGUUCCCCAGGAACUUGAGCGCUGCAAGUCACCUACUUCAGGACUUGCUACCAGAACUCCCGAGGCAGCACCAGGCUUUUAUAGGAAUGAAAUACCAGCUAUGAGACAGAGGAAUCAAGUACAUCAUUUGCCAGACCAUGUAAAUGGACACUGCACAAGUCCCACUUCUCAGAGCUGCAGUUCUGGAAAACGACUUUCCAGUGCUGAUGUUUCAAAAAUAAAUCGCUGGGGUCCUGGAAGACCACCAUUUCGAAAAGCACAGUCAGCUGCUUGCAUGGAGAUUUCUUUGCCAGUUACAACAGAAGAAAGUCGAGAAAAUUCCUAUAAUCGUUCUAGAAGCUCUAGCAUCUCCAGCAUUGACAAAGAUUCUAAAGAAGCGAUUACAGCACUAUACUUCAUGGAGUCCUUUGCUCGGAAAAAUGACUCUACUAUCUCCCCUUGUUUGUUUGUUGGAACUAGUCUGGGAAUGGUGUUAAUCAUCUCCCUAAACCUACCUUCAGCAGAUGAACAAAGAUUUACAGAGCCAGUCAUGGUACUGCCAAGUGGUACAUUCCUCUCAUUGAAAGGAGCUGUCCUAACAUUCUCCUGUAUGGACCGAACUGGUGGGUUAAUGCAACCACCAUACGAAGUUUGGAGGGAUCCAAACAACAUAGAUGAAAAUGAGAAAUCUUGGAGAAGGAAACUGGUCAUGAACUGCCCCUCUCCAUCCCAAGAAACAGGAGAUCAUCAGUACACAAUAAUCUGCUCAGAGAAACAAGCUAAAGUCUUCUCACUGCCUUCUCAGACUUGCCUCUAUGUUCAUAACAUCACAGAAACAUCUUUUAUACUGCAAGCAGAUGUGGUGGUCAUGUGUAACAGUGCCUGCUUGGCAUGCUUUUGUGCCAAUGGGCAUAUCAUGAUAAUGAGCCUACCUAGUCUUCGCCCAAUGUUAGAUGUUAAUUAUUUGCCACUGACAGACAUGCGGAUAGCACGGACAUUUUGUUUUACCAAUGAAGGACAGGCAUUAUACCUCGUCUCUCCUACUGAAAUUCAGCGGUUAACAUACAGCCAAGAGAUGUGUGAUAAUCUACAGGACAUGCUGGGAGAUUUGUUUACUCCUAUAGAGACACCAGAAGCUCAAAACAGAGGCUUUCUCAAGGGCUUGUUUGGUGGAAGUGGACAAACAUUUGACAGAGAAGAGCUCUUUGGGGAAGCUUCCGCAGGAAAAGCAUCACGCAGCCUCGCACAGCACAUUCCUGGACCAGGUGGUAUAGAAGGGAUGAAAGGUGCUGCCGGAGGGGUGAUGGGAGAGCUGACUCGUGCACGGAUCGCACUUGAUGAGAGAGGACAGAGGCUAGGAGAGCUGGAAGAGAAAACUGCAGGCAUGAUGACCAGUGCAGAGGCAUUUUCCAAACAUGCACACGAGUUAAUGCUGAAAUAUAAGGAUAAGAAAUGGUACCAAUUCUAA